AUGUCGGGAAACGCCGAUGAGCAAAUACACACUAUAUACAACUUGAUAGCAUCAUGGCAUGAAUGUGAUGAGACAUGGAAAGAAGCCAAAUGGACAAUAAAACUUUUCCAGGAGAAUGGAGGUAUCAAAUUCUGCUAUUCCAAAAGGCAUCGUGAAGGCUCGAAGAAACCGUCACAACUGCGAGUCGGUCUCUCCACAGAAAAUGCACUACCAAAUAGCAUAAAUGUUACAAACGUAACAGCAAUGGAUUAUCCCCAAAAGGGAUCACAGAAAGUAUUAUUUGGAACCGAAAAAGAACCAAUGAACAUCGAGCUCCCACAACAAGACGGGCCACAGACAGAAUGCAAGAGAAAACUUUAUCGGGACAAAUCUGUCAAAAUUAUUUGCAAGAGAUUCAAGGCUGAACAUUUUAGAGAGAGUCUGUUACUCUGUAUGCCAGUACAAGAUUCGUAUUUGUACGAAUUCGACUGA
Molecule: messenger RNA, 471 nt
Organism: Fomitiporia mediterranea MF3/22
Lineage: Eukaryota; Fungi; Basidiomycota; Agaricomycetes; Hymenochaetales; Hymenochaetaceae
Exons: 3
Coding region: 1-471 (156 amino acids)
Source: RefSeq, a predicted model, not a curated record